This is a messenger RNA of Symbiodinium necroappetens, 7506 nucleotides long. The record is from the annotation of a GenBank genome assembly. Lineage: Eukaryota; Dinophyceae; Suessiales; Symbiodiniaceae.
AUGGCCGAGGACGAUAAGACUACAUCGUCUUGGUACCGAGUGCCGACCUGGGACGGAUGCCCUACAACGUGGCGUGCCUUUGAGAAGGAGAUGCAAUGGUGGAUGUGUUCGCUGGACGUGGAGGCCACCAAGAAGUUCAACCUGGCGGCCCGUUGGCUUUUGAGGCAAUCGGGAGUGGUGAGACAGAGGGGAGAGGAAUUCUCUCCGAAAGAGCUUGAAUAUCAGCCGGCGGUCAAGACUACGGAUCCAGAUGGCGUGGAGAUUGUGGUCACGCCUGAAGAUCCCUUCGCAGGCCUGACAAAGCUCAUGAAGGCCCUUGAGAGCAUCAAUGGCAAGUCCGCUUUGGACCGCAAGGGCGAGCUGAGGAACCAGUUUUACUUGAAUCUCCACCGGAAGCCGGGAGAGCGACCAGCCGACUUCAUGAGCAGGUUCCGCUCCUUGACCGCAGAGCUGCGAGCUGAGGGGAUAAACCUUCCUUCAGGAGAGCUGGGUUGGUUUUUGCGUGAGAAGCUUGGCCUGGACCCUUUGAGGAAGCAGUUGCUUGAGACAGCCCUCCAGGGGAAGGAAGCAUACGAGGAAGUAGAGGCCGAAGCCCUUCGCUUGUUCAAGGACCUGGCUGUGAGCGACCCGUUGGUGAGGCGGCUGGGCUUGGAGCAAAAAGGGCGAGGCCGCGGACCUGGGAGCUUUCAUAGUUCGGGCUCUUCUUUUGGCACCAGGUCUUGGGCUUCUUCGGCGUCGGGGCCGCGGGCAUCUUCCUCGGCGGCGUCUUCUACCUUUUCGCAUGGUGGCAAAGGGCCUGGCCGCGAUCGAGCUGGGAUGUUUACGAGACGAUCGCCCCCGACUGGGCGACCCCGCCAGACCUAUGUGGCCGAGUAUGACGACGAGGCCUUGGAGGAUAUUGGGGGCGAGGACGAGGAGCUCGUUGCUGACGAAGGCGAGGGCCCAAAUCUCGAUGAGGUGCUUGAGUCCGAGGCCCAAGCCCUGGCGGCCGAGCUAGAGGCGGCUGAGCAAGAGGGAAUCGACCCAACGACCUUGGAGGAAAUCGAAGGGUCAGUGGAAACAGCCGCCGAGGCCCUUAUCACUAUGAGGGACGCCAAGACGAAGCUCCAAGAAGUUCGGCGAGACCGUGGCUUUGGAAAGGCCGGUGCGACUGGACCGCCGGCCGGCAAAGGUGGCAGCCCAGCCUUCAAGAAGAAGGGCGUUUGCCACGACUGCGGCCUCCCGGGGCACUGGGCCGGUGACGCGGCUUGCGCGGACGAGGAGCUGACGAUGGCAGCCGAGACCGUGGCUGAAGAAGGUGAGCAAGUGCACGAGGCCUCUGUAGUGACGAACCUGAAGGAGGCCCUAGAGACGAGCGAGAUGCAUGAAGCCCUGGCCGGGAUGAUGGCGAAGGACAAAAAGAACGUCGGUGCGCUUGACUCGGCUUGCAAUAGGACCGUCUGUGGCAGAGCUUGGCUUGAUUGCUAUUUGUCAGCUUUGCGCCGAGCCCGUUCCUGGAAGGUGCUCUCGGACCUGGUGGCCACCGAAGUCGAGAAGGAGACCUUCAAGUUCGGGAACGACGGGACGAAGGCCAGUCGUGAAAGGCAUCGCCUCCCAAUGGUUGUCGGUGGUUCCUUGAUACUUGUGUGGGCCAGUGUUGUGGAGGUGGAUGGUUUGGGGCUUCUUCUCGGGCGCGACUUCCUGGAGGCCAUCGGAGGUGUGAUCAGUUUUACUCGCAGGGCUCUUCGCGCAGACUACUUGGAUGCCAAGCGCAUCCCCCUAAAGCAGCUCACGGCAGGCCACUUCUUCCUCGACGUCUUCCCUGGUGGCAAGGUCGAGCUCGACAAGAAGGGGUGGACCAGACAAGGCCAGGACGGGGUGAUUGAAGUGCAAGUUCGUUCUGGAGAGUGGCAAGUGCGCAAGGCAGCUGCUCUGAAGCCUGGCAUGUCGCAUGUGAGUGUGCACGAGCAGCUGGCAUCGGAAGCGAUAUCACAUGCUGUUGCCGGUGACCUCUCGAGCAACAAGCCGGUGCCCCCGAUGCCAUCGAGAUCCCCAGUGCUAGACCGAAAUCGAUGGCAUUUCGGUGGUGUGCAGCUCUGGCUGCUGCAGCGGCCGGGGUUGCGCUACGUGCCGCUACCGUACAGCAGUGUCAAGAGUUCGGAAGAGUGGCGACAGCAAGCAGAAAACAUGGUGAAGAGCCGGGCCCUCCCAAGGCGACACUUUCGCAAGGCGGUGAUGGCGGACAAGUUUUCGGACCUGGGCCUCCUGAAGGAUGGCAUGUACCUCCGCGACCGCCUUGGCAUCAAGCUGUCCUUCCUGGAGGACCCGCUCCUCGAAGGGGUGCUUGUGACAAGGGCCGUGAAAGGAGCAAAGGCAGCUGUUCAAGGGCAACUGGUGGCGAAGCUCAAGGAGGAGGCAGCGACCAAGCGGCGAGCAGGCGAAGACCUUCGUGCAGCAAGGUCUCUGUUGGGACCAAAAGGGGGGCUGCCGACCUUGAAGCAGGACCUCAUUCGAUUGGCGACCUUGCUCAACGUGCCCAUCCAGGGCACCGACACCGUGGACAAGUUAAAGGAGAAGCUGAAGCCCAUGGUGGAGACGCUGAAGGGGAUGCCCAAAACCGACCCGACCGAAGGCGAUCGAGGCCAACCUUCGGGCUCAAGGGCAGCACCUCCAGUACUACCACAACGUGCCUUGGAGCCCCAUCUUCCUAUGACUGCCGGCCCAAUGCCUGUGGAACAGCCCUCGGCCCCAGACAUCCUGCAACAGGUCCAGGGUAUGCUGGACGCCCGGGACCAACGAUUGGAGGCCAUGCUGACGCAAGCCAUGGGUCACAUGAUGCAGUUGGCGACCCCGGCCGUGACGAUGACUGGGGACGGUGGCCUCUCUCCGGACAGCGACAUGGGCUUUCAGCAAGUGCACCAAACCGAGGAGGAGGCGUGGCACAAGUGCAAGUAUGACCGCAAGCUUGUCAAGGUGAGCCCCCAGCAGCUCAACGAGGCUUUUGCCGUGACCGACGCCCAGGACUAUGACAAUGCACUUUGCGAGCCUUUUCUGGGCAUCCCGCGCUUCGGGGCGACUUCGGCCAUGCCUCGGGGACUGCUGCCGGCGAUUGGGCGAGAAGCCGCCCUCCGUGGACAUGCUUGUUCGGCUGGUGCCGGCGACCGCCCCUACUUCCUGCUGCUUUCUGUGCCGAGGCGGUCUCCCCUGCUCAACUUCGCGCCGCCAGCGACCAGACACGCCAAUCAACAAAAACAUUUGGAAGCCGAGGCGGGCAUCAUGGCGCGAGCUUUGGCUCAUUGGCGGUCCGGUCGGCAGUUUCUUCUUCAACUUCCGUGUCGCGCUUCUCCGCUCCGAACCCUGCCUGGCCAGGAGCUGAUGGACGAGCCGGGUGUGUUGGAAUUCGUCAAGGACGGCCACCGCUAUGUGACUUCGAGCUUGGCUGUGGCGACGGCUUUCGGAGCAGCUUCGGCCGAGGGGUUGACGAAUGCCGUUCUAAAGGCGAUCGAGAAGCAGUUUGACGAGGACCUCGGCCCCGAGAAAGUGACGGAGGCCAUGGCGGCAGAGACGGAGGAGGAUGAUUACCUGUCUGUGGCCCCCGACGGCUCAGAGUUUGGGUUGGAGACCGGCGGCCCGGACGAGGACAGAGAGCAAGCCAAGGAAGUGCCAGUGUCGGCGGCGGUGCGGCAGGCUGUUAGAAGGCUGCACGAGAACACGGGCCAUAGGAGCCCCCAACGAUUGGCCAGAGCGCUUCUCAUUGCAGGCGUUCCUGCCGAGGCCGUGAUAGCAGCUAAGCAGCUGAAGUGUGCCGUGUGUGAAGAGAGACGGCCCCCGAAAGCGAGGCGACCGGCCUCCUUACCGGGACCCAGGGAGCCUGGAGAUCAGAUUGCCCUGGAUAUUUUCGAUGUCUUUGAUGCUGUGGGCACCCGCUUCGCAGUGCUCCAUGCCGUGGACGCCGUCACGAAGUUUCAGAUGGCAACCCUUGUGGAGCAAAAGUCGACGUCUGAAGUGGUGAAGUUCUUGAAGGAGCGCUGGGCACCCGUGUUUGGUAUGCCACGAGUUCUGGUAAGUGACCAGGGCAGAGAGUUUAUCAGCAUCGAGCUGGAGGCUUUUGCUGAGGAGAGUGGCAUCUUCCUGUACCACAUUGGGGUGCAAGCGCCGUGGCAAAACGGACUGUGUGAGAGGACCGGGGGGAUACUGAAGUCGUUGCUCAGUGCUUGCACCGCGGCCAAGUCCUUGAUGGGCAAGGAAGAGAUAAGCUUGGGCCUGGGGGAAUCCGUUACCGCGUACAACAUGGAUGUGGGUGACAGUGGGUUCUCUCCGAUGCAAGCGGCCGUGGGCCGACAACCUCUGCUACCAGGAGACGCCUUGAGGAAUAACCUUGCUGAGAACGACUCCCUCGAGCAGCCCAAGUUCGCCCGUCUUGUUUCCAUCCGAGAGACCGCUCGCAUGGCGAUGUUGAGGUUGCAUUUUAGUCGUUCCUUGCGCCGGGCGGAACAGGCCAGGUCACGAAAUCCCACCAUCGCCGCAGCGCCUGUGGUGGGAGACUUGGUCUACUACUGGCGCGAGCAGAAGUACAACAAGCGAGGCAGCCACAAUCAACGUCGGCUGCUUCUUCGCAAGUGGCAUGGCCCUGCUCUUUUGGUGGCCUUCGAGGGAGCGAACUGCUACGUGACCUCCCGGGGCACGCUCACGAAGGUGGCGCUGGAACACGUGAGACCGGCUUCGGCGAUGGAAAGGCUAUCCACAGGAGAAUGGGAGUCGGUUCUUCAAGAAGUGGCGGAGGCAGCCGAGCGAGACCAAGAGUGGGAGAUGGUGGGGCCUCGUUUGUCAGAAGCCGCCCCGGAGCACGGGGAAGAUGGCCCCGGACUCUCCGAACAACCUUCACUUCCAGUUCUUCAGCAGCAGAGCAAGCAGAGCCAGAGCAGUGCGACGCCAGUUUUUCUGAUGGCGCCGGACUUUCGGAACAACCUUCACUUUCAGAUGCGAGAGCAGAGGGGUCAAGAUUUGCCACCGGUGUCGGCCAACGAGUUCGUGAGGGCAGCGUCGGCAAGCAACCAGCCGCUUCCAGGAGCCGAGGCAGCCGGGGCAACUGGGACAAAGCGAGCCGCGGAAGUCGGCACCGAGGACCUGAGGGCCGACGAGCCUGGGGCAGGAGCCGAAGGGAUUCCUUUUGAUGCCUUGGUUCUGGAACGGGACCUCGUGUUGGCGGCUGCCCAGGCUGGCACAAAGGGAGUCCAUCCCUUGGUGCAGUUGCAAGCUCAGGCUGCGUUGGACCGAACUUCCGGAGAUAGCUUUGAAGCCCGGGACCAUGGGAGCUGGGACGGCCGAUGGCCACUUCCGAGUUGGUCUCAGUACGAAGCCUUCGUGAAGGCCGGGCUUCGCUGGCCAUCAAGCAAUGACGCCUAUGCCGUGCAGGCCGCUCGCAAAGAGUACUCUUGGAACCAGAUGAAUGAGGAGCAGCGCAAGGCCUUCACCGAGGCGGCAAAGGAAGCUUGGGAUGUUUGGGUUCGCAAUGACGCGGUCGAGGUCCUGUCGGACGAGGAAACAGCCAAGGUUUUGGCUACUUUGCGGCAGCGAGGAGAAAUGCACAAGGUGAUGACACCUCGCUUCGUCUUCACGGACAAGAACAACGGCCUCAGGACUGAGACCAACAAGUUGGGCAUACGUGCUUCGGCCAGAUUGGUGGUCCCAGGAUACAAGGACCUCACGGCCCUGGAGCUCAGAAAGGACGCGCCAACGGCCAGCCGGACUUCCCAGCACCUUUUGUUCACUUUGGCGGCCAGCAACUUCAAGAAGGGUUGGCGCAUGGGCUCCGCUGACGUCAAGAGCGCUUUCCUUAAGGGCGAGAGGUACAUGGAUGGUGUGCGCGAGCUCUACUUGCAGAACGUGGAGUCGAGAGGAGGAAGCCCAACCUUGCCCGUGGGAAGGCGCUUGAGCAGGAUCGUAAAAGGGGUCUUCGGCCUCAGUGACGCUCCUCGCGAGUGGUUCUUGCGCUUGCGGAAGAGCCUCAACAAGGAGACCUGGGUGGCAUCAACUAUGGACGCAGCCACCUUCUUCCUUUGGUCCAAGGGGCCCGAACCUCACCUCGAAGGUGUCCUCUGCUGCCAUGUGGACGACUUGUUGUUCUCUGGGAGCAGCUUAGCGUGGGCCUCCAUCGAGCGGCUGGGAUCCGAGUUGGGUUUCGGCUCCAUCGAGAAGGGUUCCUUUGUGUACUGCGGCAAGCGCGUGGACCAGGAUCCGGUCUCAGGUGUGGUCGGCCUUUCGAUGAAGGCUUAUCACGAGAACUUGGCGCCAAUUCGUGUGGCGAGUGGGCGCCGCCGAGACAUGGAGGCGGCCCUCACCCCGGGUGAGAUGAAGCAACUUCGUGCGUUGGUUGGUUCGCUCCAGUGGCUGGUGGCCCAAGUUAGAGUGGACAUGAGCUUCCAGCUCUCUGUGCUUCAAGCCGAGACGGCUACCGUUGGAACCCUGUUGCGGGCCAACAACCUUGUGAAGGAGUUCAAGGGGACCAGUGAGUUUGUCUUGAAGUUCCACCCCUUGAACCUCGAAGGCGUCGGCAUUGUGGUGGUCUCGGACGCGAGCCUGGGGAACGUCAACCGGGAUGGUGGUGAAGGCGACCAGCCCAUGAAGCGGAUCUUUUCCCAGGCCUGCUACAGUGUCUUGCUAGCCGAGCGGAGUUUGCUAAGCGGCGGCACAGGACGUUUUACGUUACUUGACCACAGAAGCCACCGCCUACAGCGUGUUUGCAGGUCCACCUUUGCGGCUGAGCUAAUGGGCAUCGAGGAGGCCUUCGAUGUUGGGCAAUACUGUCGCGGCCAUUGGGCUGAAGUGCUUGGAUACGACCUCGGGCACCGUGGUGUGGACUGCAUCCUGAACCUCGUGGGCCUCGUUGCGGUGACCGACGCCAAGGACUGCUACGACAAAGGGAACUCAGACACCCCUUCCUACGGAAGCCAGCAAAGUUUGGCGUUCUCGGUGGGAUGGCUCAGGAACAUGUUGGGUCGUCCGAACACUGCCUUACGUUGGACGGCGACUGAAAACAUGUUCGUCGACUGCGGAACAAAGCAAAUGGACCCCCAGCACUUCCGACGAACUCUGGAGGCUGGCGAGUGGAGUUACAAGUACGACGUGCGCUUUGUGAAGCAGACGAUCAAGCCGAAGGUCAAGGCACUACCUGGGCCGGAUGUGCUGAGUGGAGAGCCGGUUGCGUAUCAUGACCCGAUACUGCCGUUCUUGCAAGGGCUAGCUCCAAAACGGGGCUGGCACAAGAAGGAUGAUCUGGCCAUUCAUGUGGCCCACGGGGCCAAGAGCUUCAGAAGGCCAGAACCUCGCUUUGAGGCAUCCAGUUUUCCUCUUCGGACAAGCUUUGCUCUUUUUCAUGAUGCGUCCGGGAGAGGAUUGUGGCGAGUCCUGGAAAAGGAUACUCGGUAUGGUCGCAAGAUGGCGGCCUUAGAUCGUGAAGCUUCGGUGCUGAUCACGGUCUUCAAAGCCCAAAAAGAAAGUAAGACCCCUGAGGAAGCAGAUUGCUAG